This is a messenger RNA of Passer domesticus (house sparrow), 985 nucleotides long. Its product is annotated as YTH domain-containing protein 1-like. The record is from RefSeq and is a predicted model, not a curated record. The transcript has 3 exons. Bases 127 to 354 code for a protein of 75 amino acids. NCBI's taxonomy places the organism in Eukaryota, Metazoa, Chordata, Aves, Passeriformes, Passeridae.
UGGCCGCUCUGUUUGCACGCUCUGCACCUUGCUCCUGCCCUCGCCUUUCACUCUUCUUAACCCCCGAUACCCGGAUCAUUCCUGACAGCUCCUGAGUGCCUGGAUUUCAUCAUCCAGCCCUGCAGGAUGCUCCCCUUUGUUCUGAGGAAGGAGGUCCCAGAGGGAGAGGAGGAGAUGGAGGUAGACACCAAGAUUGAUAUGGAGGAGGAGAUGGAAAUAGACGGAGAAGUCCCUGGAGAGGAAGAGAUGGAUGUGGAUGAGGAUGAUGAAGAAGAGAUGGACGUGGAUGUGACUGAGGACGAAGAGAUGGAUGUGGGUAUGGAAGAGUCCAUUGAGGACAUGGAUAUUGAUUAAGAAGGUGCGAUGGACAUCACCGACAGAGGCACCACCCUUUUGUAUAUAUGUUUUACACUUUGUUGUUGUUCUUUAGAAUAUAGAUUUUAGGACUUCUGUAAAUACAUUUCACAUAGUUUUGCUAGGUAGGUUUUUCUGUAUAAAUGUUCUAUCGAUUGUUGUUGUUAUAAAUAUUCUUAGAAUGUAAAUAUGUUCUGUAUUUUUGCUGCUGUUCUUCUGUAAUAAACAAAUUUUAUUUUUCACAUCCCAGUUCUCCUUGCAUUUGCUUCAGGCACAGGCAGCAUUUUGCAAAGUUGUAGUUUCCACUUGCUCCUGGUUCCCAGGGCUGGAGGUCAGAAGUAGAUGAAGGGGAAAAAAACCUACAAUUAAGAGUGUCCAUAACACCCAGAGCCAAAAGAAGCCCAGGGGAUCAGGAAAGAGGGAAGCACGUGCCCCAAACAACAGCAGAAACGUAGUGGAAGCUCUGGAGGGAACAAAAGAAAGAGGAAGCCUGAGGGAAGGAAAAAACGUCUCCCCACAAGGUGUUUUGCUUUUUUUCAUUGAGAGUCUCUUCUAUCAUGUGGUCGAAACCCAGAAAAAUAAAGGUCAGGAGAAGCAUGCUUUAUUGGGAACAUUCCUGCAUAUUAGACAA